This is a messenger RNA of Capsicum annuum, 648 nucleotides long. RefSeq names its product 3-hydroxyacyl-[acyl-carrier-protein] dehydratase FabZ-like. Gene Ontology annotation, biological process: fatty acid biosynthetic process. NCBI's taxonomy places the organism in Eukaryota, Viridiplantae, Streptophyta, Magnoliopsida, Solanales, Solanaceae. The record is from RefSeq and is marked provisional. Bases 1 to 648 code for a protein of 215 amino acids. The transcript is spliced from 4 exons. Gene Ontology annotation, molecular function: hydro-lyase activity.
AUGGCUCUAUCUCAAUCAAUUUUCUCCACUUUCACUUCUCGAAGAUUGGAUAAUGCCUCUUUCCCAUUGCAAAGCUCUGCCUUCAGAUCUCAUUCAUUGUCGACCCGUUUCAAGAAAACCCGGAGUAGUGUCACUAUCAACUGUGCUAUUCCACAGAAUGAUAACAAAACUGAAACCCCAAUUGAAUUGAGGUACCCAGCAUUUCCUACUGUGAUGGAUAUCAAUCAGAUUCGCGAGAUUUUGCCCCAUCGUUUUCCGUUUCUUCUAGUGGAUAGAGUGAUUGAAUAUAAUCCAGGAGAGUCAGCUGUGGCCAUCAAGAAUGUGACCAUCAAUGACAACUUCUUUCCUGGCCAUUUCCCUGAGAGGCCAAUCAUGCCUGGUGUUCUCAUGGUUGAGGCAAUGGCUCAAGUUGGUGGCUUGGUCAUGCUACAACCUGAAGUUGGAGGCUCCAAACAGAAUUUCUUCUUUGCUGGAAUAGACAAAGUAAGGUUCAGGAAACCAGUGGUGGCUGGAGAUACUUUGGUAAUGAGAAUGACACUGAUCAAGCUGCAAAAACGGUUUGGAAUAGCAAAGAUGGAAGGUAAGGCUUAUGUAGGAGCGGAUGUGGUAUGCGAGGGUGAAUUCUUGAUGGCUACAGGCAGUGAGUAA